AUGCUUUGGACAGGCUUCGCCAUCUGGUUCAAGAACCGGCGCGCCAAGUGGCGGAAGCGCGAGCGCAACGCCAUGGUGAUGAUGAACGGCGCCGACAUCAAGAGCGGCUUCGGCGGCCAGCUGCAGGGUUUCAUGCAGCCGUUCGGCCAGGAAGCGCUCUACUCGGGCUACCCCGGCUGCAAUUGGGCGGCCAAGGUGCCCUCUCCGCUCGGACACAAGGCGUUCUGGCCCGGCUUUGACACGGGCGUUAACCCGCUGAGCGUGCCGAGCCAGUCCCCGGGCGCCAGCAUCGGCAUGAACUGCUUCAGCUCGCCGGCCGCCGUGAGCACGUCGCCGAUUGGCUCGCCGUCGAUGACGUCAUCGCUGGCCUCGGGCGCCGCGCCGGUCUGA
This is a messenger RNA of Pollicipes pollicipes, 390 nucleotides long. RefSeq names its product pituitary homeobox x-like. Gene Ontology annotation, cellular component: nucleus. Bases 1 to 390 code for a protein of 129 amino acids. The record is from RefSeq and is a predicted model, not a curated record. Lineage: Eukaryota; Metazoa; Arthropoda; Thecostraca; Pollicipedomorpha; Pollicipedidae. The transcript has 3 exons. Gene Ontology annotation, molecular function: DNA-binding transcription factor activity, RNA polymerase II-specific; RNA polymerase II cis-regulatory region sequence-specific DNA binding. Gene Ontology annotation, biological process: anatomical structure morphogenesis; regulation of transcription by RNA polymerase II.